Messenger RNA from Staurois parvus, 2296 nucleotides. Lineage: Eukaryota; Metazoa; Chordata; Amphibia; Anura; Ranidae. The record is from the annotation of a GenBank genome assembly.
AUGCCCGGGAUACUUCUGAGCGAGGAAAUGGAGAGCGGAGUCGGCAGUAAUAAGAAACACUCUAAAACUCCCACACCCAAGAAGAUCAAGAGGAAAAUGCAAAAUGGGGACGCAGAAGAACUCGAUUUUGAGCAAGCAACUAAACUCAAUGGCUUGGUGAACGAAGAUUUAAAUAACAAUGAUCAGAAGACACCAAAACUGAAGAAGAAAAAGAAGAAGCAACUUGCAGAAAAUGAGAGUUCUUUUGAAACAGCUGAGCAGUGUACUGAGGAGCAGGACAUAUCGGACGCUCCAACAUCAAAAAAGCUAAAAAAGAAAAAACAAAAAAAGGAUCUGGAAGAAUCUGAAACACAGCAAGAUGCAGCGGAACCUGAGAUCAAUGGAGAAAAAAGUGGCAAAAAAGCUAAAACAAAGAAAAAUUCCAAGAAAGUAAAGGAAAAUGUUGACAGUGAAGACAGUGGUGCUCCUGCAGCUAAGAAAAGAAAAACUGAGCCUGAAAUAAAUGGAAUGAAAGAGGAAUCCAAAACGGAGGAAGAGGAAAUUAACUUGGAGAAAAUCGAGGGAGAUUUUUCAAAAUUUCCAAUUUCUAAGGAAACUAUUGCUAAUCUACAAGCCAAAGGAGUCACUUACCUGUUUCCCAUACAAUCUAAAACCUUCCACACUGCCUACAGUGGGAAAGAUGUUGUUGUCCAGGCUCGUACUGGCACUGGAAAAACCUUCUCAUUUGCCAUUCCUUUAAUUGAGAGGCUAAUUGAAAAUAAAGAGCCGCUGGCAAACGGACGCCCACCAAGGGUUCUGAUCCUAACUCCUACUAGAGAGCUGGCGAUUCAAAUUAUGAAUGAAAUUCGCAGCUUAUCUAAAAAGCUGAAGACAUGUUGCUUUUACGGUGGAAGUCCCUAUCAGCAGCAGGUAUUUGCUAUUAGAACUGGACUUGACAUACUUGUUGGGACACCUGGUCGUAUACGGGAUCUUAUCCAGAAUUAUAAAUUGAACCUCACUGCACUUGAACAUGUGGUGCUAGAUGAGGUAGAUAUGAUGUUAGAGAUGGGGUUUGCUGAACAAGUGGAAGAAAUCUUAUCUGUCCGUUACAAACCUGAUCCCGAACAGAAUCCACAGACUCUCCUAUUCUCUGCAACAUGCCCAGAUUGGAUGUACAAUGUUGCAAAAAAAAUAUAUGAAAAAGGAAUACGCAAAGAUUGACCUUGUUGGACACCGUAGUCAGAGGGCUGCCAUCACCGUUGAGCAUUUGGCCAUUGAGUGUAACCGAUACCAGAAGGCAGUUGCUCUAGGUGACAUUGUCCAAGUUUAUAGUGGAAGUCAUGGGAAAACCAUCGUUUUUUGUGACUCCAAAUUAGAAGCUCAUGAAUUAUCAACCAACUGUGGCUCACUGAAACAGUCUGCCAAAGCUCUACACGGCGACCUUCAGCAAAAGGAGCGCGAAAUCAUCUUGAAAGGCUUUAGAAAUGGAUCAUUUGAAGUUCUUAUUGCAACAAAUGUUGCUGCUCGAGGUCUAGACAUUCCAGAAGUUGAUCUUGUUGUGUUGUAUUCUGCACCAAAGGAAGCGGAUGCAUACGUCCAUCGUUCAGGACGUACGGGUAGAGCUGGGCGCACAGGAGUUUGUAUUUCUCUUUAUGAACCCAGAGACCGACAUUAUCUCCCAGCUGUGGAGAGGAGUACGGGUAUCAAGUUCAAGCGGGUUGGUAUCCCAUCCAUACUGAAUGUUGCCCAGUCCUCCAGCGCUGAUGCAAUAAAGUCACUGGAUUCCAUCCCAGCUGAUGUCAUUGAACAUUUUAAAGUAUAUGCAGAAGAACUUAUUGAAAAGAAAGGAGCAUUAAAUGCGCUUGCAGCAGCUUUAGCACAUAUUUCUGGAGCUUCAUCUUUAAAACAACGAUCAUUUCUUAAUUUGGAAACGGGCUAUGUCACAGUUGUAUUGAAGACUUCAGUUCCCAUCCAUAAUUUGAGCUAUGUUUGGCGUGCAGUUAAAGAACAAAUGGGAGAAGACAUUGAUUCCCAAAUUCAGAGGAUGUGCCUCCUAAAGGAUUCCAUGGGUGUUUGUUUUGAUGUUAAGGAAGAUACUUUAAAGACUUUUCAAGAUUCCUGGAAAGAUUCAAGGCGUUGGCAGCUUUCUGUGGCAACCGAGCUCCCAGCACUUAACGAAUCAAGGAGAGACCUAGAAGGUCCACGUGGUAGGGGCGGCAGAGGUGGCAGAUCAUUCGACAGAAGGCGCAACAACAGGAAUUCAUCAAACAGAGGUGGAGGCAGAGGCAGGCGAGGGGGUUUUGGAAGGAGGAAAUAG